AUGACAGUCGGUAUCGACGAUCUCCCCGAGAAAUAUGAUGAUCUGCCCAACAAGAGACAAUACUGGCCGGCAGCCGCUGGAUCCCCGGAAGAGGGACUAGGCAUGCUUCGCAUCCUCACCCCGGAGAUUGUAGCAGACGCCGCGCGUACACAGAUUCAAACCGGUUUGAGAGUCUGCUUAAACUGGGAUUUGGAACAAUUAAACCCACCAGGAUUCGGCCGAAAGCCUUUCGAGCAUCGCAUCAAAUGGGUGGCUCCCGGUAUCGCAUUCGACGACGAGUAUCAUUUCAACCCACAACAAUCUUCUCAGUGGGAUGGACUCCGACACCAUAGUGCACCUGCCCCGACGCCCGAGGAUCAAGCUCGCCGCGUAUUCUACGGUGGUACUACAGCCGAAGAAAUCCAGGACUCGAACUCCCCGCGGAUCGGUAUUGGAUACUGGGCUAAGAAGGGAAUCGCCGGUCGGGGCGUCUUGAUUGACUACUUAUCCUGGGCCGAGAAGAAGGGCAUUACCGUCAAUGGGCUCAGCCAGCAUGUGGUACCUCUCGACGACGUGCUCGCCAUCGCACGCGAAUGCAACAUCGAAUUCCAACGAGGAGACAUCUUCUUUCUCCGCGUGGGCCUCACCAAGACCUGGUCCUCCUUGAGCGACGCCCAAAAGCAGGAAUACAGCCAGCAAACGGUGCCCAAGCAUGCGGGACUCGAGCAGAGUGAGAACGUGCUCCGGUUUAUGUGGGAUAAUCACUUUGCAGCGGUAGCAUCCGACGCGGUUAGUUUCGAGGUCUUCCCCCCGCUCAACCCGGAGUUUGAUCUGCACCAUCAUAUGCUUGCCGGUUGGGGAUUGCCGAUCGGCGAGAUGUUCGACCUGGAGGAGUUGGCGGAGACCUGCAAGCAACUGGGGCGCUGGACAUUCUUUAUUUCCAGUAGUCCGCUGAAUUGUGCCAAUGGCGUUUCGAGCCCGCCUAACUGCAUGGCCAUAUUCUAG
Molecule: messenger RNA, 984 nt
Organism: Aspergillus oryzae RIB40
Lineage: Eukaryota; Fungi; Ascomycota; Eurotiomycetes; Eurotiales; Aspergillaceae
Exons: 2
Coding region: 1-984 (327 amino acids)
Molecular function (GO): arylformamidase activity
Source: RefSeq, a predicted model, not a curated record